Molecule: messenger RNA, 1054 nt
Organism: Thunnus maccoyii (southern bluefin tuna)
Lineage: Eukaryota; Metazoa; Chordata; Actinopteri; Scombriformes; Scombridae
Gene: fkbp2
Product: FKBP prolyl isomerase 2
Exons: 3
Coding region: 144-560 (138 amino acids)
Biological process (GO): protein peptidyl-prolyl isomerization
Molecular function (GO): peptidyl-prolyl cis-trans isomerase activity
Source: RefSeq, a predicted model, not a curated record
UGGUGACACCAGCCGGUGAAGUUUCCUACGUAUAUCCGCUCUCUGCAACACACUCAGCGGCUCUUUUCCCUGAUUCAUCACUCACAAAGCUUCUCCAAACCUCAAACCCUUUAACACCUGAAAAUCGUGCGGGGACUGCGGCCAUGCGGGUGUUGCUGUUGUUCGCGGUGACGCUGCUCUCUCUGAGCCCGGCGGCGGUCAACGGAGCCGAGAAGAAGAAGCUGCAGAUCGGCAUCAAGAAGCGAGUGGACAACUGCCCCAUCAAGUCACGGAAAGGAGACGUGCUGAACAUGCACUACACGGGCAAACUGGAAGACGGCACGGAGUUUGACAGCAGCAUCCCCCGCGACAGGCCCUUCACUUUCACCCUGGGAACCGGCCAGGUGAUCAAAGGCUGGGACCAGGGCCUGCUGGGAAUGUGCGAAGGGGAGAAGAGGAAGCUGGUCAUUCCCUCCGAGCUGGGCUACGGAGACCGGGGAGCUCCGCCUAAGAUCCCCGGAGGAGCCACGCUCAUCUUCGAAGUGGAGCUGCUCAGCAUCGAGAGGAGAUCCGACCUUUGAUGUAGCAGAGAUGGAAACGCCAAAAUCCUCUGGGUCCAGCUGUUCACGUUUUCCAGGAGUCACUGCAGGAAUGAGAUCAUCUGACCUCUGAUGAAGACUACAUGGCAGAUCUGGGAGUAGAGUUGUCACCCCCCCCUCUGGCAGAGCCACUGCCCUCCUUUUACUGGCUUUGCUUAAUAUGCUCUGAUUUAUUGGAUUGAAGUUAUUGAUACAAGAACUGACAAUAUGUCCUUGUUAAACAUUAGUAGAAUUAACAGUCUGCAGCUAAAGCCCAGUAUCUUGUCGAAGGUUUAAGCCCUGCUGUUUCAUCUCAUUUAUGUUUUCAUUUUCUGUGAUUUAUAAGCGGGUACAUUCAUAUCGGUUCUUACAUUUUGCAAAAUAAUUAUGGUUGUUAAUGUUGUCAGCAGUUAAGACAGGUGAUAGAUUAGGAUAAUUUUCUUUUUCACGUCAAAUUUUUUGAAUUGUGAUAAUAAAAUUUAGACCUUACAGGACCA